Messenger RNA from Exophiala xenobiotica, 1292 nucleotides. RefSeq lists its product as uncharacterized. Gene Ontology annotation, cellular component: SAGA complex; nuclear pore. The transcript has a single exon. Gene Ontology annotation, biological process: mRNA export from nucleus; positive regulation of DNA-templated transcription. Lineage: Eukaryota; Fungi; Ascomycota; Eurotiomycetes; Chaetothyriales; Herpotrichiellaceae. Gene Ontology annotation, molecular function: transcription coactivator activity. The record is from RefSeq and is a predicted model, not a curated record. The coding region runs from base 477 to 992 and encodes 171 amino acids.
CUCUUUCAGCCGCCCAGAAUACGCUGAUAUCCGCUGUACCUUGCCCAGCGAAACCACAUCACGGGUUUCCGCUCCGCCUAUCACAGCUUUCAUCCUUCCGCCCUCGUGCGGAGAAAUCUUUUUGUACCUGACUUGUUGACCUGAAACUUGAACCACGAUAGAAAUCAACAGACCUAUCACGCUCUCAUUCAACAAUCUUUUCCUCCUGGACGACAUCUUUGGCUUUGUUACCCGCCACCGUUAACUCCAGGACUUUCAGUGCUGCUGGACGGCCACUGCUACACCCACGCUUUUUCUGCGCAGACCGUGCACACCAUCUAUCCGGAGGAAUUGACACAUAUGUUUCCAGUCUCAAGUCUCAAACACCAAUUAACCGCGUACCCUGUUACCCACGCCAGGGGUUUUUCUUGAACUGAGUAAACAGCUCAACCCACUUACGACCUCGUCAACCGACGAAACCACCUCUCGCCAGCGCCAUGUCGUCCUCACAACCACAAAUCUCAAUUCCAACCCCCACAAGCCUAACAUCCACCAGCGCCAACCUUCCCCCGGCCACCUCCCAAGCCUUGAUCGCGCACCUCCGCUCGACAGGCCAGAUAUCCGACCUCUCCUCCGUCCUCGCCGACUCCCUCGCACGUACAGGGUGGUCAGACAGAGUCCGAGCACUGUCCCUCGAGCUCCUACGCAACGGCAAAUGCGACACGUUUCCCGAAUUAAUGACAGAAGUAUUACGGCGGGCGAAGAUACCCAAAGCCCACACCUCGGCUGCCAAAUCCGGAGCCGGCACAAACACGACGAACGGCACAUCCAAUGCCACGAAUGGAGCAGGAAUGACGGGCAACAAUGCCAUUGCUCUAAGCAAAGAAUGGUCUGGCGGACCCGACGGCCUUCCUGAUGUUCGCAUCCCCGAGGUCACGGUCGAGAUUGGCGUCAACUUUCUCAAAGAGAAGAUCAAGGAUGUCGUCGAGCCGGUAGAGGAUGAUAGCGAUUGAACUACGGACACAGUUUAUUGCUUAUGGACGGGGAAAUACCUUCCAGGAUGGAAGCUGGAUUGAAUACUUGGAGCGCAUCGGCAGGAUAUCGGCAUACAUGAUACGGGCGUGAAUGGAUUGAUUGGUAUAGCGAGUAACGUUGGGUGGUUGGGCAUAUGUGAGCAAGUUGGAGUGAUCCAAGGAUAAUUCGAAAAAUGACUUUCGGUCGAAGAGCAGGCUUUGCCCUCUUCACAGGUUCAGAUACAUCCACUUUGGGUUUAUUAUUGCUGCCCGAAUACGACACCAUGCCAGACACCUGGA